AUGGAGGUGAAUAAUGAGUAUUAUCUGGAGGCGGUGAAUAGUGAUCGCGAGGUGGUGAAGAGUGGUUUCGCGGAGGCGAAUAUAGACCGCGUUGGGGUGAAUAGUGAUCUUGAGGUGAAUAAUGAUCGCGAUCGCCAGCAGGGUUUGUUGCUGGACUACGAGAUGUGCUACAGGGGCAUUUAUCACGACGUCCGCGAGAAGCUGGAUGCGAACCGCGCGCUCUUCUUCGGUUACCUCCUCUCCGUGUUGGACGAGGUGCAGGAGCCUGCAUGGGCCAAGCCAUUGGCUGUGCCCACGUAUCAAAUCCGGGCCCUGGAGGCGGUCCCGGAGGUGGUCCUGGAAAUGGUCCCGGAAAUGGUCCCGGAAGUCCUGGGGGCUGGCCGUAGGGAAGCGGAGUUGGCAGUCCCGCGUCAUAGAAGUUAUCGGGGCGCCAAGAGUUCCUCUCGUAGUUGGCGAUCGGAUCUUCCCAGUACGCCUCGCGAGGAGGAGGGUAUCGAGAAUAUGGUGAAUAACCAUUUGAUGGACCCGGAGAAGGGGGUCGCUACAUCUUCAGAGAUUCCGCACAGCGAGAGGAUAGUACAGUAUGCAGAGGUUGAGGCCCUAUGCUGCGGGCACCACCAAUCACAAGGGACAGUCGAGAUGCUGGAGCGGAUGGCAUACCCUCAACUCUGCGGUGUUGGCCCGCAUUACUUUGCUGUCACCCGAACUGGCGCUGACUGCGCUCAAGUAUAUAGGACAGAUCACUCGGCAAGAGUGAUUGUUGAGAGUGGCUCCAACGAGAGUGUACAAUCCGUGCUCGAUUAG
Messenger RNA from Postia placenta MAD-698-R-SB12, 804 nucleotides. RefSeq lists its product as hypothetical. The transcript is spliced from 8 exons. NCBI's taxonomy places the organism in Eukaryota, Fungi, Basidiomycota, Agaricomycetes, Polyporales, Adustoporiaceae. The coding region runs from base 1 to 804 and encodes 267 amino acids. The record is from RefSeq and is a predicted model, not a curated record.